UUGCAUCUUGUUAGCAUAUCAGGGUUUUUUUAAUAUAUGAAAUCAUAGAAAAAAAUACCAACGACAAGAAGUUCUCCUUCUGAAUUGUAGCAUAACAUGGAAAUUCUAAAGCUUGGCAAAAGUACCUCAAAUGCAUACUUAAAUACAUUGCUUGAGUAAAUGUACUCACACUGGUUACCUUCCAUCACUGCAGUUCAGUGUUUUACAGCCUCAGACAAUGCUCCUAUUCAUAUAUUUUUGGGCAGGUAUUGUGAAUCACUUUCCAACCUUCCCAAGGCUCCAAAUGCUCCAAAAUCCUUUUGACAAAGGCAUUUGUAGCAUCAAAGACAUCUCUGACAAAAUAAACCCACAAAGAAUGUUUUAUCAGAGCACCAAAGAGGGUUAGUGUAGUUUUUCACAGGGUUAACCGUUUCCAAAUUGUUGGGCUAGUAGAUUGGAAGUGAAGGGCGUGCUCCUGGGCGAGAGAGGGGAGAGUGGAUGAGAGAGCGGCCCUAAUGCGGCAUCUCAUUACAACCUCUGUCAGGAUCCCUCUAUUCUACCAUCAGCUCCCCUUAACUUGGUAAGAGCCCAACUGUCGUUUCGAGUGAGUGUGCCGCCAAGGAGGCAUUUACAAAUAAAUGAAAAAUGUCACAUUUGAUUUCACUCCUCUCGGACUGCGGCGCCUCAGCUUUGUCACAAACUGUCUUUGUUGUUCUGGUCUCUCGCAGGUCCCGCUCCCGGUCGCUGUGGAUAGGUUGUGGCAGGUUCAGGCCCUCUGCGUCUCUCCCAGGGCCAUUGGAAACGCCAGAUCCACUCCAGCACUAUAGCCGUGUCAACAUGGCAUACAGGAAGGUGUGUGACACCCAAGGGGGUCCGAUGGUCGGUGAGGUUCUGCACUGCUCUGGAGGUCUGGAUCUUGAUUGGGACCUGGAGAAAGAGGAGCUACAGGAACCAGGACCCAGUAUGGACCGCAUGCAGAUGCAACACGUAGACUGCCAGAGAUCAGAUCCCGGCCCUGACCCCGACCCUGAGCUGAUGGAACCCAUCCAGCCGUCUGUCUCAGUGUCGCCACAUGGACGCUUUGAACGACUCCAGGAAGAUCCCAACUACAUCUCUCACUUCACCAGGGCUCCAGGCCACAAAGGCCAACGACGACUCCACUGCUUCCUAGUCAGGUACUUUGUGGCUGGGCUGGGGCUUUUUGUUCUGGGUCUCCUGAUUGGCUGGUUCACUCACACACCUGCUGCCAAACCACCUGUUCAUCCCUCUGACAGCUCAGACCUGCUGGAGGAGCUGCUGAGAAGAAUCACAGCUGACAAGAUAAAUGCUCUUCACAGGUCUUUCUCCAGCCUAUCAGAUGACAGCGAGGAAGCUAGAGCCCGGUACCUCUACAGGCAGUGGGUGGGACUCGGCUUGACUGACGUCCGCCUGUCCAAUCACACAGUUCUGCUCAGCCUGCCUGGUUCCACACCCAACACCAUCACUGACCGGUCUAGUCACCAGUGUUUCCUGCCGAACGGGACCCCCUGUGACCAGCGUGGACCAAAUGAGCUGCCCAAGCAGCAGUUCUCCUACGCAGCCUACUCUGCUGUUGGAAGUCUGCAGGGGGAGGUGGUGGAUGUCCAGUACGCCGGUGUGGAUGACCUCCGGAGAGCCAAAGACAGCCUGAACCUCACCAACCAGAUUGCUGUGGUCAAGCUUGGCCAGGCACCUUUGCUGUACAAGCUCUCCCUCCUGUCUGAGCUGGGUUUUGGAGGUGUUCUGAUUUACAUCGACCCGUGUGAUGCUCCUCCUGGCCGCCACACCUGGCAUCAAGCCUUCAGAGUAACUCUCAACCCUGGAGGAAACCCUGCCAACGCUGAGGUGUCAAGAGAAACUGGAGGAAGUUUGACAUCUCUGUUGGUUCAGCCCAUCUCUGCUCUCCUGGCAAAGACAUUGCUGUCCUCUCCAUCAACAGGGCAGGGGGACUCCUGUGUUCCUCUAGCAAUGCCUCCCAACACAGAACGAAAGAAGAUUACUCUGACUGUUGGAAACCAGCUGUCCUACAAGAAGAUCUACAACGUUGUGGGGUACUUGAAAGGAAGGAGAAACCCAGAUCGCUAUGUGCUGGUCGGCAGUCGUCAUGACAGCGACCAGGGAGGCGGGGCUUCAGCCAUCAUGAAUCAGCUCAUCGCGGCCCUGACAGAGCAAACCAAACGGGGAUAUGUACCGGACCGUACCACUGUGUUUUGCUCGUGGGGAGGCUCAGCCCUGGGGAACAUCGGGUCCUAUGAGUGGGGAAAGGAUAACAGUGUUGUCCUCCAGAGCAGUGCAGUGGCCUACGUCAGUCUGAACUCUCCAGUCAGAGGGACAGAGACUCUCCGAGCUACAGCUUCUCCAACACUGCUGCAACUCACUUCAGACAUACAGAGAAGACAGUUGCUCAGUUGCAUCCGUGGUGGAAACUGCCCUGGACCCAACGUCAGCUCGCUGCAGUUGCCUGGAGAUGUGAAUUUCUUCGCCAACCAGCUGGCUGUGCCCACCAUGGAGUUUGCCUUUGAGCAGACCAAAGCAGAAGAGACCACCAGUUUCCUGUCAGAAGCCCAAUUUUCUGCUGAGUCACCAGAGACCCUGGAUCCACUUUUUAAGUUCCAUGAGACGAUUGCGAAGAUGACAGCAGAAGCCAUUCUGCGCCUGGUCACUGAUCCUGUGCUGCCGUUCUACCCUCUGGACAUUGCCCUGGAUGUUCAAAACAAACUCAAAGACAAGAGUGUGGUAACUCAGCCCAUGCUGUCCUCAGCCUCCUCUCUGAGAGACCAUGCAGCGUUCUUCCAGUCAGAAACGAUGCGACCGGCAAAUGACCCUAAAGAGCGAGACCCCUCCCACGUGCGGAUGCUGAAUGAUGUACUCCGUGACCUGGAGAAGAGCUUCAUCAUCCCACAGACACCGCCUGGAGUGUACAGGAACCUGUUAUACAGCCUUCCGGGGAAGACUCCUCAGUUUUCCAUCCUCAGGUUCUCACAGGAAGCCGUCCUGCAUUGCAAUGUGACCAGCAAAGCAGUGAAACGCAACUCUGCAGAAAAGGAAGUAUAUUGCCACAGCACCAUGAACCAGUCUCUGUCUCUCAUCCUGAGGGCCAUCCGCUCGGCUGAGAGGCUGGUGUCUUUUGGCUUGGACUUGUUUGAAAAUUACCCAAAUGACACAAAAUGAUCUCGGCUAACACAGAGCCACCAGAGAACUUGGAGGCAUUCGAGCAAAACUGCCGCUGAUCAAGUCAAUUAACCCUCUGGGGUCUGAGCCUAUUUGCCCUUUAUACACCACAUAAUAUUUACUAUUUGGUUUGGUAUUUGGUAUUUUCUCAGCAAAACUUCAGCAUGAUCUGACUAUUAUUUUUCACUUUAACCCACUUUAUUAACAUAUUGAGCCCCAAAAAUGCACAAAAAUCAUGAAAUCUGAAAUAAAAUGAUACUAUUUAGGACAAUAAAAAACUAAAAUGCUCAAUGAACUGUUUCAGACCUGAAAAAUGUAAACAUAGGUAGCAAAUAUGAACAUAUAAAGGUAAAAUUCAAAUAUAAUAAAACUAUAAACAAAAAAUUACCAUGAAACCAUGUUUAUCCAUAGGAGGAGUGUUAGAUGAUUAGACCCCUUUUUUCAAUUUUUACAAAAUGCCACGCCAUUCUCGUCCCAUGCUACUUUUACACUUAUGUUAUAAUAAAUAUUUUUGCACUAUCAAAUUAAAACAAUCAUAUCUUGUUACUGCGCUUUGAAAAAAGCCACAUUAUCUGAUCAUAGACCCCAGAGGAUUAAGUUUAAAAUGCAUUGAAAAUAUGAAAAAUCAAUUGAGCGUCUUCUAAAACUCCAAUCUCACUCAUAAUAGAACAGUCCUGGAAAAAUUGAGAAUGCACACAUUAAAUGAGUAUUGACAGCGCUCAACAGACAAGAGUUUCAGACCCCAUAGUGUCAUUUAUUCCCAAUAUUGAACUAAUUACAAAAAUAUGCAGUCCACAAUCUAGUCAGAAGUGGUUUCGAAUGAGUUUCUUAUCAAGGGUUGUAUAAGAAAAAAUAUUUUCUGAUUUAUGAAUGUAUUUAAACUAACUUGUUGCACACUGGCUCUUAGAUAUGCAAAUAAUAUUGACACAAUGGGGUUGUUUAAAUUGCACUAUACUAUUAAUUUAAAUGAAAAAAAAUGUCUUGUCCUUCACCAGCCACUUGUUUUAUUGUCUGAAAGACUUUUAUCCUAACAAAUCCCAGCACAGGAGAACUAAAGCACCAAUUCAGACACUUAAAAUUAGAUAGACUUGAUUUAAAUAUGUAAGGAAAAUAUUUGUAUAGGUGUAGCCAUGUUCGGGGAAAAAAAUUGUUUGCAUGUGUUAACACAGUUGCAGACGCUGGGAGAUAGUGGUAAGCCAUAGAUUGUACAUGAAGAUGGAUGACGUGUCUUCUCUUUAUUCCACUGCAUAAAAAUAUAGUCAAAAUAUCCCGUCUGCACUGUACACUGAAAAAAAUUGGAGUGACAUUUACUUAAAAAAAGCUAGGAAAUUUUUUCCACGCAGAAAGUGUUUGUAAUCUUUACUCAGGCUGUUUCUAAGUAAUAUCUAUCUAAUAGAACCACUUUUCAAUUAAAAAAAAAUAAAAAUACACAAGUAAAUUGCAGAUUCACUGAUGUCCCUCAAUUACAUUUUACUUGGAAAUAUUAACUAAUUCAGUCAAUAAACUGGUUUAGUGAAUAUUACUUGGAACAAAUUAUUCAAUUUACAUACAAAACUGAGGACACAUAAUAACAAACACUCACUAAGUAAUGCACUACAUGAAAAACUGCUAUUUCAAAGUAAAAGCACUGAAUUUGUAUUUCUUUGUAGAAUUUAUAUAGAUGAUUGAGAUAAUAAUUACAGGGCCAAAAAAUCUCUUUUUUUCAGUGUAGGGAUUGGGCAGUGGAGCUACAGUAUCGAGGUCCCGCCCCUACUUAUCAGAAUUAAAAUACUUACAUACUUAUAUACUUACUUGCUGAUAAACAUCAGCAUGAUAAAAACUACCUAAAUGACAGAAAACAUCUUUGACAUGCCCUUUUUUUUUUUAGCUUUGUCGCAUCUGCUAACAUGGAGGGGGCAGGAUUUCUGGCCUUAACUGCAGCUCGCCACCAGGGUGUGAUCAAGAUUUAUUUUAUUUUAUUUAGUGUUAUUUGAUAUGGACAUAGCAAUUACAUUAGACAGACCAGAUGGAUUGUUUAAGUGUUUUAGUGCGUGCUAAUUCGCAACACUUGUCCAUAAGCAGUUUUUGAAAAUAUAGGGCAAUAAAAAAAUAACAAGAAUCGAAAAAGGAAGGAC
Messenger RNA from Centropristis striata (black sea bass), 5282 nucleotides. Its product is annotated as inactive N-acetylated-alpha-linked acidic dipeptidase-like protein 2. The transcript has 17 exons. The record is from RefSeq and is a predicted model, not a curated record. Lineage: Eukaryota; Metazoa; Chordata; Actinopteri; Perciformes; Serranidae. Bases 625 to 3168 code for a protein of 847 amino acids.